GAAGGAUGAAAAGUGUGAUAGGGAAAUAUGUACGAAAAAUACAAAAAACAGGCUAUUUACACGGACACACAACAAAGCACACAACCGCACUGCUACGACAUCUUGGAUUAUUGCCAGAAACUGACAGACCAGAAGGCGACCACUGACCACGCUGCAGCCCUAUUGGAAAAUAAUUUCAGUAACCCCGCCCCCAAGAAGGAGACCACCGUGCUAUUGGCUGACGAGCUGGACUUGCUUUUGGACCAGGAAGCAGAACAUCAUGUACAAGCUGUUUGAUUGGCCAAAGGGGCGCCACGCCCGCCUGGUGGUGCUGACCAAUCGCCAACACCAUGGACCUCCCAGAGAGGAUAAUGAUCAACAGGGUGACCAGCAUACUGGGCCUGACCAGGAUGUCGUUCUAGCUGUACAGCUGCAGCAGAUCAUCACGUCCAGACUGAACAAGGUCAAGGCCUUUGAGGAGGAGGCUCUGCACCCCGUCUCCAAAAAGGUGGCAGCGUUAUCAGGAGACAUCUGGCGAUGUCUGGACACAGAGAUCUGCGAGCACUCAGCCUCACACAUGUCCUCCACAGGAUUGGUGGGCAUGAGUCAUGUGAUGGAGGCCCUGGAUGAGAUGUCCUCCUCCUCUUACAUCAAAGCCAACAGGAGAAGCUCUUCCUGAGGGCGGUCAUCGCUGAAUUCAGGCGGCUGGGACUGGAGGUGGCCACCUUCCAACAGGUAUAGACCCUACUGAGGUCAACAUUGACUGACUUCAGCUCUUGCUCAACACACAUCUUUCCUUCUUUUACCUGCAUUGUGGAUCUCCCCCUAGGUGUUAGUGCAGCACCAAGCGUUGUCGUGUGGAGGGCCUGUAGCCCAUAAGUGUGUCCGAGGGUCUGGCCGUGUGUCAGCGCCUGAGGGCGUGUCGUCUGCUGCUGCUGGAGGCCAGCCGUCUAGACGUACUACAGCAGGUCAGACUCGACGUCAGCCAGAACGACGUGCUCUACGCACUCAAUGCCGACAGAGAGACCACCAGGGGUCCAGGCAGGGGUCCACCCUGUGUUUCCUGACAAGGUUGGUCCUAACAUAAGGAUUUGUUUUCUCAGUUCAGGAGAGCUGCCGUAUCACCAGGUUUCAGUUGCAGUGAAGGGUUAAACUGUAAUUAUCUCGGUUCCUGAGCCAGAUUGGGAAAGGAAACUGGCUCCAUCAGGACUAUCUCUGUCCGUUCAAUUGAUCGAUGUACUGUUUUGUGAGAACCAAGAUCCCUCUCUCACACUGAAACUCUUCAGGUCCACCAUUGGACCACAUAGUCCCAUGCCUGCCCUUGACCACAGCCAAAACUACUGUACCACUCAGGACUGGGAACAUGAAUCCCACAGACACCUCUGGCUGUGUCCUCUUUUAGAGGCUCACAGUUUGGUUUGAUGGUGUCUUCUGAGAGGCAGAGUAUUUUUUUUUUUAGGACAAGGAUCCUCUGUUUUUAAUAUUAUUUUACAAAUGCUUUUCAGUGUUGUCAUUGUUGCAAGCACCAUUGGAAGCAUUUGAAAGGGAAACUGCAUCGUACUUGAACAUUUUAUUAUGGAAUUCUGCCAAGCACAAAAGAAAUCAUGACUUCUAUUAAAUUGAUUUUAUGUAUGUUUACUGAAAAUUGCCCUUGUUACAAACUUUUGAAAGGAUAUUUAAAUCUGGUUUUAACUCAUUGUGUUGAUGGGAGCGCUACAGUUCCCCAUCAGUUAGCCAUUUGACUUUCCUCUUUUAUCCUUAUUCAAACAUUUUAAUGUUGCUCUUGUUGGUUUUAUGAUUUUCUGUAUUAUUUUUUGAAUAUUGUAUCUACAAAUAUAAUAAAGAUAUUUAACAAUA
Coregonus clupeaformis (lake whitefish) is the source of this 1836-nucleotide messenger RNA. Its product is annotated as origin recognition complex subunit 1-like. Gene Ontology annotation, biological process: DNA replication initiation; mitotic DNA replication checkpoint signaling. Bases 260 to 658 code for a protein of 132 amino acids. NCBI's taxonomy places the organism in Eukaryota, Metazoa, Chordata, Actinopteri, Salmoniformes, Salmonidae. Gene Ontology annotation, molecular function: DNA replication origin binding. Gene Ontology annotation, cellular component: nuclear origin of replication recognition complex. The transcript has 6 exons. The record is from RefSeq and is a predicted model, not a curated record.